Molecule: messenger RNA, 1363 nt
Organism: Aegilops tauschii subsp. strangulata
Lineage: Eukaryota; Viridiplantae; Streptophyta; Magnoliopsida; Poales; Poaceae
Product: isoflavone reductase homolog
Molecular function (GO): oxidoreductase activity
Source: RefSeq, a predicted model, not a curated record
ACCAACCAACCAACCAAGUUGACAACGAUUUCACUGACCGAUCUCCAUAUCUUCUGAAGAUCCCAACCAGGUCGACACACCACACCAGGCGUCGGCGAAAAGUGGCAGUCGGCCAGCAGCAAUUAGCUUCUUUGUGAGGCAUGGAGAAGAGCAGGGUGCUUGUUGUUGGUGGCACUGGUUACCUCGGCAGAAGGAUGGUGAAGGCGAGCUUAGCCCAGGGCCACGAGACCUGCGUCCUGAUGAGGCCGGAGAUCGGCCUCGACAUCGACAAGCUCCAGAUGCUGCUGUCGUUCAAGGCGCAGGGAGCGCGGCUCCUUGAGGCGUCGCUCGACAACCACCGGGGCCUCGUCGCCGCCGUGAAGCAGGUGGACGUGGUGGUGUCGGCCAUGUCCGGGGUUCACUUCCGUAGCCACAACCUCCUGCUGCAGCUCAAGCUGGUGGAGGCCAUCAAAGAAGCCGGAAAUGUCAAGCGUUUCCUACCAUCUGAGUUCGGCAUGAACCCAGCAAGGAUGGGGCAUGCCCUUGAACCAGGAAGGGUCUCCUUUGAUGAAAAGAUGGAGAUAAGAAAGGCGAUAGAAGAAGCAAACAUUCCCCACACCUAUAUUUCUGCUAACUGCUUUGCCGCUUACUUCGUUCCUAACCUGUGUCAAAUGCGUACCCUUCUUCCACCCAAGGAGGAAGUUCACGUCUAUGGAGAUGGAAACGUCAAAGCAAUAUUCAUGGACGAAGAUGACGUUGCAGCAUACACAAUCAGGUGCAUUGAUGAUCCACGGGCCUUGAACAAGACAAUAUACCUGCGACCAGAAGAAAAUAUCCUGAGUCAAAAUGAGUUGAUUGCUAAAUGGGAAAAGCUCUCAGGAAAGGUUCUUGAGAAAAUUCCCAUUCCAAGUGAAGAAUUCUUGGCGUCAAUAAAAGGUACAGACCUUGCUAAUCAGGUGGGGAUAGGGCAUUACUAUCACCUUUUCUAUGAGGGUUGCUUAACAAACUUUGAUAUCGGAGAUAAUUGGGAAGAAGAGGCUUCUCUACUCUACCCAGAGAUUCAGUACAUCAGGAUGGACGAGUACAUGAAACGCUACUUGUAACUACAACUCUAUGAACCUGAACUACAUUGUCUCAACUACAUUAGCACACGGUUCGAUGGAGAUGCCCUAGAAAACAGUGGUCCAUGGAAGUGAAACUGAAGACUCCAUCAGUUUGUAAUACUUUGGAUUAUAUUUGUUUUAGCUUUGAACUUACAAAAAAAAAAAUUUAUUCGGACUAGCUGUAAUGAAAAUUUUAAUUUAUUAUUUGGAUUAUGUAUAUGAAACUAGCUUGUAGCAUACAUUUCGUAUAAUGAUCUAUCCUUGAAUAUUUCAACCAUUAA